AUUUCAACUUCAAUUGGAGUAGGGACCCCAUCAGUUUAUUGAGCAAUAUCACCUCAACCUCAACGAUCGUGGUCUGACUGUGCAGUGACUGAGGAAUAGUUCCAACUUCCUCGAACUUGUUGGUUUAGUUUCGUUUCCUUCGUAUAACGCAGCUGCUGAUCGACACAUUUCUCCAUUUUGCUGGAGUCGUUUGUCUGGCUAGCCUACAUCUCCGGGAUAAAGAGUCUGGGUCAGACACAUUGUAGGCUAUUAUAUUGGUUUGAAAAUCGAAUAAUAGAAUCAGUCAAAAUGAAGAAGGUACUUCUGUUCGUGUUUAUACUCUGCGCUAUUGUCUCAGCGCUGGCAUCUGCUCAAGAGGAUACCAAAAGAUCCAAACCGUCUGCAACUGUCUUCCCCCCCUCUGAGUUUGGCACCACGUCCAACACUGCCACUACCACAACCUCUACUACAACUACGACUGCAUUACCCACCACAGAAUCUCAGACUAAUACCACCACAGCAGCUCCUACUACAACACUUACACCCACUACGACUGCAUCCAACACCACCACAGCUGCCCCCACAACAGCCAAUACCACCACAGCUGCCCCCACAACAGCCAAUGCCACCACAGCUGCCCCCACAACAGCCAAUGCCACCACAGCUGCCCCCACAACAGCCAAUGCCACCACAGCUGCCCCCACAACAGCCAAUGCCACAACAGCCAAUGCCACCACAACAGCACAUGUUCCCACCACUACUGCCACUCCAAAACCGCAGCCCACCCCUCCUGCUAACCUGACCGUGGGAAACUACACUCUUAAGUCGGAGAAGGGUCUGUGUCUGAUGGCCCAGCUGGCCCUGCAGAUCAGAGUGGAAGACACUGGAAAGACAGGAGUAUUCAUCGUUCAACCAGCGAAGACAAUUGUUAAAGGGGGUUGUGAGAAAUCCACGGCCAACUUAACCCUCACGUUCAAGGAGGGCUUCAUCACCUUCAUGUUUAAUAAGAACACCACCCAAAACGCUGUCUAUGUCGACACGGUUUCUUUCUCUCUUUCCUACCCGUUAGCAUCUGGAGACAACGGCAAAAUGUCUCCACCUUACGUCGCCAAAAAUGGGUCACUGGAUCUCUUCCUCGCUAAGGUUGGCCACUCCUACUCCUGCAAGAGCGAAUCAGUUUUCAUGGGAAAAGGGCUCUAUCUGGACAUCACCCAGGACAGGAUACAGGCCUUCAACAUCACCAAGGAGUGGGACUUCGGCACAUCUGACCCUUGCCCCGCCGACAGACCUGCUGACUACCGCGUGGCCAUCGCUGUGGGGAUUGUCCUCCUUAUCCUCAUCAUCAUCGUGGUGGUGGCCUAUCUCCUGAGCAGGCGAAAAAGAUCAGAUGGCUACCAGUCUCUCUGAAGAGCCACUCAGGGGUCAAAGGGCGCACUGUAUCAGCUCACAGUCUCAAUCCACCCACCAUCGUGUUUUUGUCACUUGCUGUUAACUGUUAACACUGCUGUAACCCCAACUGUUCACACAUCAACUAAUUGUACCGCUCACACACAAACUAUCUAACUGUACCGCUCACACACAAACUUUCUAACUGUACCGCUCACACACAAACUUUCUAACUGUACCGCUCAGGCACAAACUAUCUAACUGUACCGCUCACACACAAACUAUCUAACUGUACCGCUCACACACAAACUAUCUAUAUGGAUAAGAUGAGGGAAUAUUUCAGCGUUGUAGACCAGCAGUUUCAUUGAAGUUGAUUUGUACAUUCAUUAAUUGCGGUGGAUCAAAUGUAUUGGAUCAGAUACUAGGAUUCAAAUAUACUGACUUUGAAUAUACUCACUCUGAACUCUUUGGCUGCUGAACAUUUUAGAUUGUGUCAUUUGUGCUACUGUGAUAUCCGGUGUUACUGUGAUAUCCAGUGCUACUGGGAUAUCCGGUGCUACUGUGAUAUCCGGUGCUACUGUGAUAUCCGGUGUUACUGGGAUAUCCGGUGCUACUGUGAUAUCCGGUGCUACUGUGAUAUCCGGUGUUACUGUGAUGUCCGGUGCUACUGUGAUAUCCGGUGUUACUGUGAUGUCCGGUGCUACUGUGAUAUCCGGUGCUACUGUGAUAUCCGGUGUUACUGGGAUAUCCGGUGCUACUGUGAUAUCCGGUGCUACUGUGAUAUCCGGUGUUACUGUGAUGUCCGGUGCUACUGUGAUAUCCGGUGUUACUGUGAUGUCCGGUGCUACUGUGAUAUCCGGUGCUCGACAAACCAUCAACUAUUGUGUCUGUAUUUGCUUUACCUUCUACGUCAGAAACUUUCAGUGCAGUAUUUCACAAUGUGCUUUCUACUAUAGCUGGAUUUUGAACCUAUUUGGUUAUUUUUUUUUUCUUCUUCUUAUUAAUUUCUUUGUGUUUGUACCACUGUCCUCAACCCUGUAGAACGGUCUAUUAGGCUAUUUGAUUUCCGAAUCCUAAUCUAGAUGAGGUUAAUCAUGGGCCUUUUUAAAAAAAAAAAAAAAAAAAAAACGUAUUCCACUCAGUUAAUCAAAGGGAAUGUUUCAGAUUUUAAAUGUUAAGUUUUGUCCAAAAGGGAGGCAUACUUUUGAAUGUAAAUCUCGCAAUUUGUGUUUUCAAUUUUUUUUGUCUAUUUGUCUCAAGUGUUUAGUUGACCAUUAUUUGCUGUUACACACUCUUUCCCUUGUGACGUGGUAAUAAUUUGGUAUGUAAACAUGUUUGAGAACAUUUUAUUAGUCGAAUGUGACAACCAUAAGUAAUUGCAGGACCACUGGUUGUUUAUCUUGUCAACUUUGACAGUGGUCAGAUAGCUUGAGGUAGAAGCUGCCUUUAACCACAGAUAUAGAAUCAGGUGACCUCAACCGGCCAAUCAUAAGGAGGAAAAAAGGAAUACAAGUAUAUGACUCUGGGGCAAAUUGCAUUGUAAGGGAUUACAUUUGGGAUCAGAAAGCACAUUGAACAAGUUCUGACUCAUCUAAACGUAGGGAAUAUUACUGUUAUAUGUUGCCAUAGUUACAGGUUCCUAAUGUUGAUCAGGGGCCUCAAUUACUAUUCUUUUAGUUUAAUUUAGUAAAAAUGUAUUUUGAUUUGUUUACAUGUUAUUAUGUGCCAUGUAUCAUCUUGGAAAAAAAGGUUGAGAAAUGAAAACAUCCCAAAUAAACUUGUAUUAAUGUGUAAA
Messenger RNA from Oncorhynchus mykiss (rainbow trout), 3160 nucleotides. RefSeq names its product CD68 molecule (gene cd68). The record is from RefSeq and is a predicted model, not a curated record. Gene Ontology annotation, biological process: establishment of protein localization to organelle. Lineage: Eukaryota; Metazoa; Chordata; Actinopteri; Salmoniformes; Salmonidae. Gene Ontology annotation, cellular component: late endosome membrane; plasma membrane; lysosomal membrane.